This is a messenger RNA of Diceros bicornis minor, 4367 nucleotides long. RefSeq names its product 5-hydroxytryptamine receptor 1A (gene HTR1A). Gene Ontology annotation, biological process: adenylate cyclase-activating adrenergic receptor signaling pathway; regulation of vasoconstriction; regulation of hormone secretion. The transcript has a single exon. Gene Ontology annotation, cellular component: plasma membrane. NCBI's taxonomy places the organism in Eukaryota, Metazoa, Chordata, Mammalia, Perissodactyla, Rhinocerotidae. Gene Ontology annotation, molecular function: G protein-coupled serotonin receptor activity. The coding region runs from base 431 to 1699 and encodes 422 amino acids. The record is from RefSeq and is a predicted model, not a curated record.
GAGGGUCACAGAGUGACCGUGGAGGAUGGGGUUUCUCUAUUCCAGAUACUUCUAGGCUUGGAGACUGUUGGCUAGUGGGGAGACUCCGGCUCCGGCAGCCAGCUGGGCAGCGGUAAAGUAAAAUGGACAGCGAGAGACAGACGUUCCAGCCACCUCUCCGCCGCCCAAAAAUCCCGGAGCUGUUUUCUGGCCAACUCGUUUCCCAGCUGGAGUCUCUGAGCGCGCUGGAUCGCGGGAACCCAGGGAGCGCCUAGAAGCUGCUCCUCGGAGAUGCCUUCGCCUGAGCAGUAAGAACUUCCUGCUUGAGUCCCUGCAUCCCCUCCACCUGAAACUCCACAGGAGAGAGGGGCGGAAGACCCCAGGGGGAGGGGCGAGGGGGAUCCUAGCCCAGCUCAUUCUCCCCUCCCCCUCCCCCGCCGGGCGCGCAGGCAUGGAUGUGCUCAGCCCCGGACAAGGCAACAACACCACAUCGUCCGAGGGUCCCUUCGGGACACGCGCCAACGCUACUGGCAUCUCCGACGUGACCUUCAGCUACCAAGUGAUCACCUCUCUGCUGCUGGGCACGCUCAUUUUCUGCGCGGUGCUGGGCAAUGCGUGCGUGGUGGCCGCCAUCGCCCUGGAGCGCUCCCUGCAGAACGUGGCCAACUAUCUCAUUGGCUCCCUGGCCGUCACCGACCUUAUGGUUUCGGUGCUGGUGCUGCCCAUGGCCGCGUUGUACCAGGUGCUCAACAAGUGGACGCUGGGACAGGUCAUCUGUGACCUGUUCAUCGCCCUCGACGUACUGUGCUGCACCUCGUCCAUUCUGCACCUGUGCGCCAUCGCGCUGGACAGGUACUGGGCCAUUACGGACCCCAUCGACUACGUGAACAAGAGGACGCCCCGACGCGCCGCCGCGCUCAUCUCGCUCACUUGGCUCAUUGGCUUUCUCAUCUCCAUCCCGCCCAUGCUGGGCUGGCGCACCCCCGAAGACCGCUCGGACCCCGACGCGUGCACCAUCAGCAAGGACCAUGGCUACACUAUCUACUCCACCUUCGGCGCUUUCUACAUCCCGCUGCUGCUCAUGCUGGUUCUCUAUGGGCGCAUCUUCCGAGCCGCGCGCUUCCGCAUCCGCAAGACAGUGAAGAAGGUGGAGAAGGCGGCAGCGGACACCCACCUUGGGGCGUCGCCAGCCCCGCAGCCCAGGAAGAGCGUAAAUGGCGAGCCAGGGAGCAGAGAAUGGAGGCAGGGCGUGGAGAACAAGGCAGGGGGGGCUCUGUGCGCCAAUGGCGCGGCGAGGCAGGGUGACGACGGCGCCGCCCUGGAGGUGAUCGAAGUGUACCGGGUGGGCAACUCCAAAGAGCACCUGCCGCUGCCCAGCGAGGCCGGUGCUAUCCCCUGCGCUCCUGUCUUCUUCGAGAAGAAAAAUGAGCGCAACGCCGAGGCCAAGCGCAAGAUGGCCCUGGCCCGCGAGAGGAAGACGGUGAAGACGCUGGGCAUCAUCAUGGGCACCUUCAUUCUCUGCUGGCUGCCCUUCUUCAUCGUGGCCCUAGUUCUGCCCUUCUGCGAGAGCAGCUGCCAUAUGCCCACCCCGUUGGGCGCCAUAAUCAACUGGCUGGGCUACUCCAACUCUCUGCUCAACCCUGUCAUUUACGCCUAUUUCAACAAGGAUUUUCAAAACGCAUUUAAGAAGAUCAUCAAGUGCAAGUUCUGCCGCCGAUGAUGAUGGGAGGAGUAGCCGGUAACUAGGCCCGCCCCCAGCCCUCCGGAAUCAACACCUAUAGAUAACUUGCUACUUUUCCUCUUUCUCAGCUGCUCCACCCGCGGCUUCCUGACCUCGUCCGCCUUGCCCCAUCCCCAAUCCCCUGCUCGGAGGGAGGGCGUUCUGUGCAAAGAAGCCCCAGCCGCGGGGCAGGAGGGCCUGGGAAACUCCCCGGGUCUGUAAGAAGCGACCUUGGCUCAGACUUUGGCCUCACAAUCAGUUUUGAUCCUAGCAAUUGCCUCCUCCCCUUUUGCCCCCUAACAUUAGCGGCGGAAGUUUAAGUCUCAGCCGCUCAAGGCAAAAAAAGUCCACAAAGAAAAAUAAAUUUAUGCCCAGCCGCUGCGCGCACUAGCGGCUCUCGCUGGAUUGCUCCACUGCUGGAACUCGGAUUCAGAACUUUGCUCCGUUUCCCAGCCCCUCCCCCCACCCCGCCCCGCCCUCUUGCCCUAGAAAAGUUCACUGUUUUCGGUCUCAUCCCAUCUUUCCUUUCCCAGCUUCUCUUUAUGCCCUCGCCAGUCCUUAUGCACUAACUGGCUAGUCCGGAAAGGCCGGAGAGUCUGCUUUUGCCUGUGCCUGUUGUAUUCCCGGGAGUCUCCGCCUCCCGGGUUAGACUCACGGAGUAAUUCUCCCGCGCACAGCCCCAUGCUUUAUUUUCUUGGAUUCAAAACAAGUGGCCAGAAGCUGUCUCUUAGAGUGGACUUGUAAGGACAAGGCUGAGCCAGUGGGGGAGAGCAAAGAGGGAGCGCGGAACGAUUUUGUCUGUGCUUGCCUUGGGGUCAGCACUCACGAAAGAAAAUGACAAUCGGUGGGAAGGGAGAGCGGACUUCUGUUUGUAUAGGCGCGUCUGCACGUGCUGGCAUCACCACUUAACCUACUGCGGGAGGCGCCCGCCGGCCACGGUGUGUGCGCUGGGGACGCCAAGAGACCUGAGAUCCACCCGCCUCCCCAGCCCUCUCUGGUUUGGCGUGCGCUCCGCGCCCAGACUGGAUCCAUUCCUUUGCCUACGCCCUGGGAAGCGCUGAAGCUCGCGUGAACAACAUUUAGGGUUUCGGAAGCCAGCGGCGCUAGGUCAGACCGAGCUCUUGGGACCAGGAAGUCCCAAGCGGUGGCUUUGUCCAGCGGUGAAGAGGGAGAGGGCCUCAGUGCGCGCGGGCUCGGGCUCCAGCUGGCACUCCCGGUGGAGCCUGAAAGGACAAUUUUAUCCAAAGGAUGCGGAUUCUUUCCUCUUAAUUCCCCACUCCUCUCCUUUUCGGAUAGGAGGACAGCUCUGUUUAGUGUGUCUUAACACUACACAGGAUUUGUUCUGCAGCACUUCCAGGACGCAUAGUUACCAGGACCUUGGUUUCCAAAUAGAAAUUCUGGGCUUUCAAUCAAAUGGGUCCCGAUAGAUUUAGCACUAUCUUUGAUUUCAGAGGCGGUUACCUUAAAUAAUGGGAUCCCAAAGGACGAGUUAGAGGUGCUCUCCCUGCGGAGUUCCUGAGAAUCUUGUACAGGGUUGCAUUUGCUCCUUGGCCUGACUGUCCUGAGCCACAGGUCUACGGGAAAGUGAAUUCUUGCUAUUUGGUAUGCAGAGCACUCCAAGCUUAACCCCUUCAAAAGUUACUCUUUCAGCCUUGCCAUUCCUGCUGAGAAACCGGUUGUAAUCUUUACUGCCCCCGGAAGGGAAGUUAUUUCGGUGCUCCAUUUGAAUGUAAAUUUCCAUGCAACUGACCGGGAUCAAGAGGUUUGUUACAGUUAGAAUCUAGCCUCUGAUUUUCUGAUGAAUAACGGUUUCGUUUUCCAGUAAUUGCACAAAGUUAUUGAUUCUUACUCCCCUCUCCCUUGAAAUGUACCUUUUGAAUGACUGAGAACCGUGUUGCAAAAGUUGCCAAUGAAAAGUUCACGUGUGUUUAAAAUUAAGAAGGUGAAAGACAGCUGUGACUUGAAGCCAUUUUACUGUUUGUCAAACUGAACGAAGCCUCCAUUUGGUUUCUUUCUCUAACCUAAACUGUGAGUAGGCAGCAUAUUCCCUUAAAACAGAGAAAAUACAAGAACUCUGGGAACUCAUUGGAUGGUUUGUCUAUGCACAGGUAAUACUGAUAAGGCGCUAUGGUGGAGAAAACAAAAGAGACUUCUCCAGUCCAACAAUUGUUCAUUUGAAAAUUCAAUUUCUUUUUUGUUCACAAUAAUUUAAGUAGAGCUAAACUUUUCUGUAUGUUGUCCUAACUUCCUAGAACAAAUUGUAUAUAUAAAAUAAUUGAAGCCCAAAAUUGGCUCAUUCACAUUAUGCCUUGGCCAACAAGUGUUACAUUUGAAAUCUUGAGACUUUCAUUUAUUUGUGUCUUUGACAGAACUGUAUGACAAUGGCUUUUGGACAUUUGUUCUUCCUGCUUUGGAGGAUUUAUACAGGAAUGGGGAAGGAGCAUCCAAUUGGAGUAUAAUUGCCAAAGCAAUAGAGAAAUUUGAGGAAUAAGUUCAUAGCAGUAAAAAGCCUCGGAUUUUUUUUUUCUCUUAAAGUAUUUGUAUUAAGGUAAAGUAUAUAUGCAUCAAAAUUGGCCUUCACUCUUCCCUGUGACAAUAAAGGACUCUAAUAAUGGUAAUGCUACAAUAAACUGAUAUCAGUAACACAUGCAUCUUUAUUUUAAUCAGA